This is a messenger RNA of Hevea brasiliensis (rubber tree), 1187 nucleotides long. RefSeq lists its product as uncharacterized. The record is from RefSeq and is a predicted model, not a curated record. The transcript is spliced from 9 exons. The annotation marks the transcript as partial. Lineage: Eukaryota; Viridiplantae; Streptophyta; Magnoliopsida; Malpighiales; Euphorbiaceae.
CUUCUCUUCUACUUCUUCACCGCGCUCUCUUCCUCUGUUUUCCUCCAAAAUUCUGGCUACGUCCCUUCUCCGACCUCUGUAAAAACCAAAAGAAUUCUUCAAUCAAGACCCCUCACUACUACGUUACUUGCCCUCACUGAAUCACCUGACUCUUCUCAAUCCCCUCAACCCCUCCUCCUCCUCCAGUUCUCUGAUUGCUUUGAUCUUCCGUCGGAGUAUUUUGAGCAAUUACCUCGAGAUCUUCGAUUAGAUUUAAAUGAUGCAGCUUUCGAUCUUUCAAAUGGACCGGUCAUUGAUGAGUGUGGUCAAGAGCUGGGAGAACUCCUGUUAAAUCUCUCUCGAGCACAGGAAUUAGCUGACAUAUCAACUUCCCGUGCUUUAGCUAGCAAGCUCCCUAUGCUGGAGGGUACUUUGACAAAUAAGGUCAAGGCAGCAUUUGGCAAGCGUUUGGUAUCUGCUGGAAGGAGGUUCCAAUUAAUGGGACAGUAUGGCCAGGGUGAAAUGCAGAGGUAACUUUGAUAAUUAAAAAUUGCGCAAGCAAUGAUAACAACUGGAAAACUUCUGUCUGCAAGUCCAAUACCAACAACUCCAGAACAGGAGCCAAAGAAAGAAACCAAAGUCUUCAAGUUUGGAGAACUUCAGGUUGAAGUAACACCAGUGAAAGCCAAUAUUGGAGCUGUAAUUGGAGUUGCUUUUGGGAUUCUUUCAUGGGAACUAGCCCAGGGUAUUCAAAGCAUACCAGAGAGCUCCUUGCAGUAUCUGAAUGACAAUGCUAUACUGCUGGCUAAGUCUCUAAGGGGAGCUUUACUUGUGCUUUUUUACUCAUCUACAUUUUUAUCUGCUUUUACCUCUGUGGGACUUUUCUUGCUUGGAAGACAACUCAAGUCAAAGGAAAAGUGAGCUUCUGUGGUGCUAACUUUCAGUUCAUCGGAUCCUCAUUGAUGUGUGAAGUAUUGGGUAUUUUUGUUUGACAAUGGCCCAAGAAAUCAUGGAUGUACUAUACUAUGAAAUCAUAAUUGUGUAAUCAUUUUCUGGUUUUGAUGCCUUUGAAAACUGUAUCACAGAUGGUAGUGUGAUUUGAAAUUUUACUAUGUAUGUCUAGCUUUUAUUUUGUUUCACAAAGGGGAUAAAACCAUUUAUGUACAAUUUUUUGAAUUAUAACUAUAUAUAGUCAUUUGGCGAGCAAA